Molecule: messenger RNA, 1239 nt
Organism: Strongylocentrotus purpuratus (purple sea urchin)
Lineage: Eukaryota; Metazoa; Echinodermata; Echinoidea; Camarodonta; Strongylocentrotidae
Exons: 5
Coding region: 210-1028 (272 amino acids)
Biological process (GO): netrin-activated signaling pathway
Cellular component (GO): membrane
Molecular function (GO): netrin receptor activity
Source: RefSeq, a predicted model, not a curated record
AUAAUAUCAAUUUCACUGAGAACUCUACGUACUUGUGUUAUCUCUUUAAAAUAUGCAAUAUAUUAACAGACGCAGCAAAAUGAAGAAAAAAGAGAACAGGGACCAGAGUUCCCACUUCUUUCUUUCCGUCUUAAAGUAUAAUCAUGUUGUGAUUCUUUAAUAGCAGUAUAAUUAUGCUGUGAUAUGUUUGUCACGCCACAGGAGAGUUAAUGCGUAUUCCUUUGGAGAGCAACAGAUAUGUGAUACACACUGACAGAUUCGAGCUCCAACUUGAUCAUUUUUGCUGGGGAAUACCAACAAUGAUCUGGCUUUGUGGAAACUCUGAGAGUCAAGGGAGAAAGCGAAUGCUCUCCACACCCUUCAUACCUAAGACCCUUCCGGAGGAUCAGGGCCGUCCAAUUCUGCAUUUGCGCUUCUACAAUAAGCUUCCUGUUGUUCGUGAGGAAAUCCUUGCAGAAGAAGAAUCGAUUAACUACAAGAAGAUCUCUCCGGAAGUCGAGUUGAUUGUGGAGGAGCAUUCUAUCGACAUGUCUAUUAGCUGCCUGUCAGUACCAAGUACACAGACUAAGAUAAUUACUGCCAAAAAGUUGAUGCAACUUACGAAGCACACAGAGUGUAUGAGCCUUCUCCAUCGAAGGUCAGAGGUUACUUUGAUCAUCAACCAGGAAAGUGAAAUAACAAUGACAUUCUGGACGGACAUAACAGGGUCUCGUUCUCUGAAUCAACCACAACACAUUUCAGGAACAAUCAUGGUAGACAGGGAUGCUCUGUUCGACGAACUCUCAAAAGAAAUUCCAGCUGGAAAGUAUACAACGUUUUGCAAGAAAAUAGGUGUGGGCUACAAUGAAGCUAAGACCAUGUUGACGAGGUGUAAGGAGGAUUACAACGUGGCUCUGAGAGACCUUCUAUCUCAAUGGGUUCUAAGGAUGAAGGGUGACACCAGGAAACAACUCGAAGAUGCCCUGGACGGAGCAGACGUCGGUGGACUCUGCUCCAUUGUGGAGAAACAUUAUGAAAAGAGACCCUGAUUGCCUGACGGACGAACAGCUUGUGGACCUAUCAAGGGAGCUUCUUGUAGUCAAGUUCAAUCCCAUAUCCAGCAGAUUAGGAUCCACUAUGACAGAAACAGAAAAUAUCCUAUCUUCAAGCAGCAAAGGAGAGGGUGCCUUUUUCACUGUGUUGACUAGUUGGCAAGAGAGAACGGGAGCAUCAAGAGAACGGAGGCACCAAGGCGACAAC